AAAAGUAAUCGUGAUAUAUCGUAUUCUUAUUUAAAUCCGAUUGUAAAUUUUUCUUUCGGACGAUUUUUGUUCUUCUCUUUUUUUUUUACUUAUUUAUUCAUUAUUUUUUUAAUACUUUUUCUCAUGUUUAUUAUUUCUUAUCUUUUCUUGAUCGUGAUUUUCAGAUUUACAAUAAAAGAACGAACACCCACACGACAGUGUCUGCGAAAUAAAAAUAUCUUUUAAUCAUUAACAAAUUUAAUUUUUACUUUGACUGCCUAUUAAUAAUAAUAAUAUUAAUAAUAAUAAUGAUAUUAAUAAUAAUAAUAAUAACAAUAAUAAUAAUAAUAUUAAUAACAUUAAUAAUAAUAAUACGCAAUCGUAUACUUCAGAUUAGACGAAUUGUCAAAGAAAAGAUUGCAAUAUCAUUUUUCAAUUUUAUUUUUAAUAAGUGAAUAAAUAAAUACACAAAUAAAUAAAUUAUAUCUUUAUUUCACGCAGUGACACGAAGUGUGUUUACGUAAGUAUUGAUAAUGAAUAAUAAAUAAAUAUAAAUUAUAUUCCUGCUUACCUCAAUAUGUGUACACAAAGUGUGCGUAUGUGUGUAUAGUAAAUACAGAGUGAGACCAAAAGUUUCUAGAUCAUUUGAAAUCUCGAUUGUUCUUUUUCCAAACUAAUUUCAGAAUAGAAAACUUUGAAGAUUUUUUUUUCUUCCGUAAAAAAAAAAAUGAAAAAAAAUUGGACCUGAAAGUUUCGCAAAAACAAUUAGUGAUAUUUUGAAAUCAUCUAGGAACUUUCGACCUAUCCUGUAUUAGUAGUCCUAAGCAAUAAAAUUUCUUAUUAUAUAUGCUGUAAGAAAACGUUCAUUGAAACUAUGAACGUCGAUUCUUUAUUAAGCAUAUAUUCAUUCAUUUAUUCGUUCGUUCGUUCAUUUUUCCUUUUCUUUUUUUCUUCUCAAGCUUGAUCAAGUUUCGUCAUGAAACCCGAUUCAACGCUGCUGUUAAUGUAAAAAAAAAAAAGAGAGAUAAAGAAAAAUAUAUAUAUAUAUAAAAAUUAAUACAAAGAUGUCGUUAAUGUUAUCGAACUUUUGUAUAGUCGACAAAGAUGCAAUAAGAAAAUAAAUAUAUUGUAAAAAAUGUAAUUGUACAUUGCAAAAAUUUUAAGUGAGAAAAAUAAAUAAAUAAAUAAAUAAAUAAAUACAUUGUAAAAAAUUGAGUGUACAUCGCAAAAAUCUGAAAUAAAAUAUCUCUUGAUUAUAAUAGUAUUAUAUAUAAUAAUAUUAUAUACGUAUGAAUGUAUAAACAAUGGCGUGUCAGAAAAAAAAAAAUCAUUGAUAAAUCGAUCAAAUUUAACAUCGUGUGUCAACUCCGUCUUUUGUUCUUUGUUACGAAUGAUAAAAAAAAAAAAAAGAAAAAUGUGAAAGUAUUUUCGUCCACGUCAAACUAAUGAACACAUAACCCAAUAAUAUCAAUUAAUUAAUAAUAAAUAAAUUAUAAUUAUUAGAAAAAUAAACCAUUUGGAAAGAUCUAAUUUCUAACGAUGUCGUGAGACACAAUGUUGAAAGUAUUCAAACUGAUUAGCAUUUCGAUUUUGAUCUUGUCAAUAUUUUUCCAAUUAAUUUCAAGCAAACCAUUUAUUCAAUCACUCAAUAUUUCCAAGAUCAAUAAAGAGCCUAAUUUUAGGCAUUCGAGCAAUGACGAAGAACAAAUGGAGAUAAUGUUCAAUCAAACUUUGGAUUACUUUAUACCACGACGUCGUUUAUUGGACAAUCAAUAUCAUCAGAAUUAUUCUAAAGACGAAACAAUUCGGCCCUUCAACGUUUCUAUUAAUUACAAUAAAAACAAUUUAAAUUUGUCGGUAACGCCAGCUUGGACGAUAGAUUUGCUGCCGAACAUAACAAAUGUUCCCGUUAACGUUGAAUACGUUUCGAGUACCUCGUUCGUUGAGAUUGAAUACGAUACGACACACGUUAGAAGAAAAAGAAAUGCCGCGGUAGACGACAAUCAAUCGAAGACCGACGAGGAACAUGAGAAUGUUGAAAACCCAGACAAAAAACGUUCGUCAUCGUCAUCGUCAUCGGACAAUGACGAGGACAGCAGCGAUCAACGUUCGAAUUUGCAGAAAUCCGAAAAUGACGAGUCCGAGGAUUACAGUGCGGACCUCGAGGAAUCCAACGAUACCGAAACUGACGACGAUCAGGAUAAAGUUCAAUCGAAGGACACUAAAAUGAAACGAGAAAGUUCCGAUUACGAGUACGUCGAAGAUCAGGAUAAAUCAUCGGGCGACGUUAGAGUUAAACGCGAGGAAACUAAUCAGACGAACGAAAAGAUCAAAUUGGAAGAGAGUAACAAAAAUGUUGAGGAGAACGCUGAGAAAAGUGAUAAAAGCGAUGAGAAAGUUAACGAGUCGGAUUCGAAGAGAGACGCAACGGAAGAGAAAAACACUGAUACGGUAGAGUCGCCGAAAUUGACGAAAGAGGACGACAGCGAGUACGAGAAACGCGUCGAGGAGAAAAUCAAACGUAAGAUAGAUUCUAUCAAGGAGGAGAUCAAACGUGAGAUCGAAAGGAAACGAAGGGAUCGUGAGAUCGAAAGGAACAAUGCCAGGUUCGAUGAAUUACAGAGUAAGGAUAACGAUGAACAGGAGGAACAAGAAGCGGUAAGUGCGAACGUCGAUGAGAAAAUGGCGUCUAAGAGAUCGUCCGACGACGUCAAACCUAAAAUAACAGGAAGAAGGAGAAGGAGAAGAAGGAGAAGGAGAUCGAACGAAAGUGAGAGGAUCAGGCAUCGAUUGGAAGAAAUCGAAGGCGUUGAUAAUCUCAAAGACGAGGAUGAUUAUCGUGCUGCCGUACACGAAAGUAUUAGAAAAAGAUUUGCACCGGAUGAGUCAUCCGAUCAGGAUGAACCAAAGGUAAAUAGGAUUUCUUUGAACAAGGCACCGAUUAAGAAACGUGAAAAGAUUCGGCAAAUGUACGUGGUGAAGAACGACAACGACAAGAGACGAAGAAAGAAGAGAAAAAGAAGAGUUGCCGACGAGGGACACGUAUUGGUACCCGAACAGGCACACGUUAAGAUCGAAGAUGACCUUCCGCGUGAUCUAACGUUCGAUCCAAAGCUACGCAGAAGUCAACCCCUUGACGAGAAGGUAAGGAUUAAAAGAGCAAACGCAAGAUUGGUUACUUUAGAAUAUAGGCCGCAAAAUAUCGAAGACGAGGAGAACGACGAAGGCAAUGAAUUUGGCGACGAUGGUUUCGAAGAUAGAACAUCGAAUUUGAAAGACCGAAUUAGUAAUUCGUUGAUCGAAGACCAAGAGGAUAAAGAGAAUCAGCAUGUUAAUUUUCUUUUCCCUGGAAUUUCAUCUUGAUUGAAUGAAUCUGUUAGAUCCAAAUAUUAUCAUUUUGACGAAAAAUACUUUCCGCAGUUAGUUAAUAAAAAUAAUUCUCAGGAAUUAUUUUUCCAUCAUAAAUUUCUUACAUCUAUAUGAUUAAAUUAGUAAAAAAAAAAAAAGAAAAAGAAAGGAAAAAAAAGAGCUAAAAAGAAAACUUCUUUACCAUCUGUAAUAUUACUUUAUCGUAUACACAUAUGUCGGUAACAAUCUGAUUUAUCAUCCGACUUGGUUCGCUUUGUCACUAGUCGGUAUUCGUACUACAGUCGGUAAAGAAGAGAUUCUCGUUUACCAACGUACAAAAACUAAAAAGAAAAAAACAAACUUAAGUUUUCCCAUUAAAGAGCCAAUCCGAUUUGAGAGCUUUGGCAUCGUCUGCAAAGGAUUCGAAUCGACGAUUAAUUACGGAUUACAAUGAAGCUUUCGGUGGCCUUCAGAGUCUUCGGGAUAAUCCUAACGGUGCCUUGAGCAGAUUCAAAAGGAUCAAACGCGUUCUGAAAACGUCACGUAUUUCACAUAAAAAUAAACGAUCAAAUUAACUUACAUUGUAGAAACAAAAAGAAGGAAGAAGCAAAGCAAAAAAAAGAAAUGAGAGAAAAUAACCUAUUUUACUUUUAACAUUACUUCCAAUUAAUGUAACUACUAUCUGUGUGAUAAUUAAGAACGAUAAGUAGAAUGUUAAAAUAAACAAAUUCUUAUAUUAGAAAAAAAGGGAA
Molecule: messenger RNA, 4079 nt
Organism: Vespula vulgaris
Lineage: Eukaryota; Metazoa; Arthropoda; Insecta; Hymenoptera; Vespidae
Product: DNA ligase 1-like
Exons: 2
Coding region: 1534-3342 (602 amino acids)
Source: RefSeq, a predicted model, not a curated record